Durotheca rogersii is the source of this 1623-nucleotide messenger RNA. RefSeq lists its product as uncharacterized. The record is from RefSeq and is a predicted model, not a curated record. The transcript is spliced from 2 exons. Bases 1 to 1623 code for a protein of 540 amino acids. Lineage: Eukaryota; Fungi; Ascomycota; Sordariomycetes; Xylariales; Xylariaceae.
AUGGUUGCCGGCAUCCUGUCGCUCUCGCGCAUAUUCACCCGCCGCGAUGGCGCCCGCUCGGCCGACGCUCGGGACCGCACCGAAUUCUUCGGCUCCCAGGUCGGCGACGAGUCUGUCAUCAACUACUGCUACACCGACAUGCCCUGGAAGCUCAUGGCCUGGGAUAUGAGGUACUUCUUCACCUUCGUCUGGUUUCUGCCCUGGAUCGUCUGGCCGCUUCGCCCCUGCGACGGUGGCCAUUUUGACGAACUCUCGCUCAGCGGGAAGAACAUACUGUGCAUGGCCGUCCACGCCAUCCUCUUCGUCCUUCAGUCGAUUUUCAUCCUAACCCUGCCCCUCGCUUUCCUCUUCCCCGUCUGGGUGGUUGUGUUCGGCACGGCCGUCUUCUUCUCCGUAAACUGGUUGUUGUGUCUCCUGCUGAACGGGAACACCAUCACUUUCACCUCGGACCCGAAAUAUGCGCCUGCCCUAGAGGAGCAUGCGGGCGAGCAGUGGAUAUUCCUGAAUGGUGUUGCCGUUGGGGAGACCUGGCUCAGGAGCAAUAUCAAUCGGCUGGCGCUCACUUUCAAGAGGCCAGUGAUCGGUGUUCAUAACCGCACUACCGGCAUCAUAUUCGAUGUUGUCGAGUGUCUCGUCCAACGCAAUUUUGGAUAUGCCACGAGCGACGUUCGCGCGGCGUACAAGAUCGUCAAGGAAAAGCUAUACAACCCUCAGUACACCAAGGUGGUGUUCAUUCUGCACUCCCAGGGCGGGAUCGAAGGUGGCUUGGUUCUCGACUGGCUCUUGCAAGAGCUACCGCACAAUCUCCUAGCCAAGCUCGAGGUCUACACCUUCGGGAACGCAUCCAACCAUUUUAACAAUCCGCACCGAGAUCUCGGCUCCUACCACACGGAAAGGGACCAUGCUAGGAUGGGCACCCAACUCGGUGCUACAAUUAUGGAAGUUCCGCUUACUCACUCGCCAAGUGAGACCCGGCCGCCGUCGUUGAAGAGGCAGCGCUCAAGUGCUAGCACUUAUUCGUCUUUCGAGGCAGACGGACACUUUGCGACCCUGACCAACGGGAUAAGUAAACGCGCGACGUAUUACACCGCUCAAGCAUCCGAGCGUGCGCUUGCGCACGUCGAGCAUUACGCCCACACGACCGAUUUUGUUGCUUUGUGGGGAAUUUUGCAUUUCGUAACAAACGAGCGGGCAUCCCCGGAAAUGCCUCGCUACAUCGGCCGCGUGUUCAGUCGGACUUCGUCACGCGGUGGACAUCAGUUUUGUCAACAUUAUCUUAAUGGCAUGUUUCCGCUCGAGCGGGAUUCCAAGGGAGAAUUCGUCGGCUGCGCCGAGAGUAAUGACUUCAUGGACAGCGUUAUAGAGGUGGCUGAAAAAGGCUCGGCCAAGGGCGCCCUCCGCGAGAGGUUCGAAUAUAGCUGGUCGAUGCUUGAGAUCGCUGCGCGACAAGGAAGCGACGUCAAUGACCCCGUGGAAAUUCACGGAAGCAUAUACGAAGGGAAGGUCGGGAUCAACAGCGGAAAGGUGAGAGUCAAGGACUUGAGCCGGUUGUGGCAGUAUAGGAACGGGAGGAGCCCGCCGGAUGUGCCAAAGGAACCUUGGAGAAGAAUAACGCUGCAUUAA